AUGCUUGAUAUCAUUCUUCUGACAGUGCUCCUUGUACGCCUUCUGUUUUGGGGCACGAGACCGGCCAAAUCUGCUGAAAGUCGUGCUUUGGUGGUUGUCAAGAAAGAGCUGCCCAUUGUUCCCAGGCCCAGCAACCCCCUCAACGUCCUCCCGAACGAGCUUUUGAUGGAUAUUGCCGAUUUUCUCAACCCUGUCGAUAGAGCCUGCUUCACUUAUACUGACCGGCGGGCAUACUUCUGCAUCGGCAGAGCGUUGAGGUUCACCUCUUCAACAGCCAAGGUGGAGUUUCUCACUCGCCUCGACCGGGAGGGAUUCUUGCCUUUCGACAUUCUCUGCCACGAGUGCACCAUGUUUCACCCUCCAAGGACCAAUAGUAUGUGGAACGAGGUUGAAGGCAGAAGGGCAUGUAUCCGUGAUGGCAACUCAGAAGUCAUCCAGCAGGGAUACCUCGACUCCCCUUUUCUCCCCUACCAUGUCUUUUUCGACAUUGUCGCUGCCGUUUGUCGGUCAUUCAGGCUCAAGACGGGCAAUUACAUUGUCAAUUGUCUUGCUGAUCGACAAGUGUACAAGACUGAAGGUGCCAAGAUUUCGAGCAGGACGUCGGCACGAAUCUGCGAGGGUCGACUCAUUCUCAAGACAGAGAAUGUUCUGCUUCUCCAGCCUGGCCCCGAUCUCUCGCGAAACGUGGAAAAGCUCAAUGAGCUGCUCUAUGAGAAUUGGUGGUUGACCGGAGUAUGCGGGCACGUCAGCUGGGAUAUGAUCUGGCCCUAUAUCUUCAACCCAGAGGAAGAGCCUGACGUGGACAUUUACAACCGCGUUUUGAGCAAAGAUACUACGACUCUCCCGGUUCUCGACGGCUGGGAUAUCUGCAGUUGUGUCUGGCAGGGCGACAUUACAUGUUGGACUGUCGAUGUCAUAAGCCCGUGGGCCGAGUGGCAUUCAGAUGAACUUUGGACGUGCGGGAAAUGCUCUACCAACUUCAAGAUUAGUGUCGUUCGCACGCCGCCAGACCAUCCACGAGCCAACGCCAUAGUGUUCACCUCGUGGAAGGACCUUGGUAGCGGCGUGAGCUUGUCGGAUGAGAGCUGGAGGGGGCACAUGGAUACCUUUGAUACCGUGGACGAUGAGUAUCCCCCAGCGACACGGCGGAACUGGGCGGCAGAGUUGUUUGAGGGUAUUGAGGGACUGGGUACACGUUUUACUUAUAUGCCGGAUUUGGGCGAGGUCUUCGAUGAGUUAGACGAGAUUGAUGAUGACUGA
Messenger RNA from Fusarium keratoplasticum, 1260 nucleotides. RefSeq lists its product as uncharacterized. The coding region runs from base 1 to 1260 and encodes 419 amino acids. Lineage: Eukaryota; Fungi; Ascomycota; Sordariomycetes; Hypocreales; Nectriaceae. The record is from RefSeq and is a predicted model, not a curated record. The transcript has a single exon.